ACGUCUUUCAACCAUCAAACCGUGAAAAGAUUUUGGAUCUAAAAUAGUAAAACUAUCAACAAGUUACAGAUUUUUUUUAGAAAAGAAAAGGAAUAUGGAUCAGAAGAACAGUGUCGGCGCUACUACCAGCAGUACUGCUCUGCUACGUGAUGAAGUGGGAGGUGAUAGAGAGAUCAGGCCAAGAGAGCCGUGGAAGGGAGAGUUUGUGAAGAGUAUUGUGUAUGCAGGCCUUGAUGCCAUUGUCACUUCCUUCUCUCUCAUUUCAUCCAUCUCUGCUACCCGUCGUUCCUCCGUUGAUGUGUUGGUGCUUGGAUUUGCAAAUCUAGUGGCGGAUGGCAUAUCAAUGGGGUUUGGGGAUUUUGUGUCGAGCAGCACCGAGAAGGAUGUUGCCGCCAGAGAAAGAGCGGUGACGGAGUGGGAUGUCUCCAACCAUGGCGGCACCGAGGAGCUUGGGUUGCUGAGACAAUAUCAAACUCUUGGGAUGGACGUCAAUGAUGCCAUGACGGUUGUGAACAUAUUUGCAAAAUACAAGGAGAUAAUGGUGGACGAGAAGAUGAUGGCGCAGAAAGGAAUGCUACCACCGGACCAAGCAGACAAGCCCUGGAAGCAUGGUCUCGUCACCUUUGCGGCCUUCCUUUUAUUUGGGAGUGUUCCUCUUCUCUCUUUCAUCGUCCUCAUCCCUUUCACCCACAGCGACACCCUCAAGUUUGUGGGUGCAUGUGUCCUUGCUGCGUUCGCACUCGCGCUGCUCGGCCUAGCAAAGGCCAAGAUUGCAGGCCAGAAUUAUGCAUUUUCUAUGGUUGUAACUCUCUUCAAUGGCGCCAUUGCUGCAGCUGCUGCAUACACCCUGGGGUCCCUGCUGACCAAUGUGGCCGGCCUGGAGUAAACGGCGGUAGGAAAAAUAGCGUGGGGGUGCCAAUUUUAAUUUGUACGUGACUAUGUGCAACCAAAAACUCCAGCAUGCAUGUACACCAAAGACUAUAAAGUCUUGAGAGAAAGUGACAUGCAUUUUGGUCCCGGGUACUCAAGAAUUGUAAGAGAACAAAGUUCAAUGAUUUUGUUUGUGCUGACAUGCUAAUAUAUCUUGAGAAAAUAAUAUCUGUAAUCCUCAAUUUUUCAUUC
This is a messenger RNA of Juglans regia (Persian walnut), 1122 nucleotides long. RefSeq lists its product as uncharacterized. Gene Ontology annotation, biological process: intracellular manganese ion homeostasis. Bases 95 to 886 code for a protein of 263 amino acids. The transcript is spliced from 3 exons. Lineage: Eukaryota; Viridiplantae; Streptophyta; Magnoliopsida; Fagales; Juglandaceae. Gene Ontology annotation, molecular function: manganese ion transmembrane transporter activity; iron ion transmembrane transporter activity. The record is from RefSeq and is a predicted model, not a curated record. Gene Ontology annotation, cellular component: membrane.